AUGCGCAUGGAGAGACAAGCUGAGUUUCUUGAUAAAGCUGCCGAUAUAGUUCAGUCUGAAGUGCCGCCUGUGUCUCUAGUAGGGCGCCAAGAUGAUGUUGAGGUUCAGAGUGGAGACAGAGAUACUUUGGGGGACUCAGGUCUUCUAACAAAAAAAUUGGCUAGUGUCAUUGUGUCUCCGCCAUUACGAAGAGCAUCCAUGAAAGAUAAUGUAACCAUCCGUAGUAGGAGUGUAACUCGAUCUUUGUCCUUUGCGAAUGACGAGGAUGUUGACGAGGAGGAACAGGUCAUAGGCGCUCUGGCUGAUAUGCAAACAGAUGAAACACAUGAUGUAACGAGGCUGGAUCAAGAGGUUUAUGAUGAUGCUGAGGAUGAUCUCUUGGGCGAAGAAUUUAUGGAGUUGAGUGCCGAGGAGAGUAAAGGUGCAGAAGCUGGCGCAAAGAUGAAAACGGGAAGUAAGAGACAGUCAGGUCGCUCGGCUACUUCAUCAAGUAGUCUGGUAACGAAGCCGGGAUUCCUCCGUCGAGGGUCCCCUAGAUUGAGAGUGGCUAAGACCUCGACACAUACGGCAUCACGACAGAAGGCUGAGCAUUUGCGGCAUGAGAUUUUGGGAUCGCGUGUAACCAUUACAAAGGAAGUUCCUCUACCAAGAGCAAAGGAAUGA
Messenger RNA from Eruca vesicaria subsp. sativa (arugula), 663 nucleotides. Lineage: Eukaryota; Viridiplantae; Streptophyta; Magnoliopsida; Brassicales; Brassicaceae. The record is from the annotation of a GenBank genome assembly.